AUGCUCAACGAGGUCGAGCUGGAUGAGUGGAACUCCUUGGUGACCAUCAGUCUCACGGUAUCCAAGACGGACCAGUAUGCCCGCGGCUGCAAGCGCACCCUUGGCUGCAGGUGCAAUGCCAAGGAGCCGGUAGUCUGCCCGUACUGCGUGGCGGGCGUGUUGGUGAACCACCAGGAGGCGAUGUCAGGCAUCGAGCAUGGUACAGAAGCUGCAGCCAACUGGCCGCUGAUCGGUCAGGAAGGAGACCCGUCGAAGCUGGUACCGAAGGAGUCCAUGCUUGCAGCGCUCAAGGAGGACGCCAUCUACCUCAAGGACCGAGGCUGGCUCAAGGACACCACCGAUAUGGACCUCGUCUCAGGGCACAGUCUCAGGAGGUCCGGGGUGAAGCAUUGGGUGAAAGCCGGAGCUUACAUCGAAGACGCCAGGGAGUCGUCGCCCGUGGUGCACAACAAGAUCGCGGAACACCAGGGACUGCAAGCUCAGAUAUCAGGGUUGGUCACGAAGGUUGGCAACUUGGAAGAGCUCACGAGCAAGAUCGCCGAAGAACACAAGAACCAGAAGAAGGUUGCGCACUUCGAUGAGGAUUCGGUGAAAUCCCUGUUGCGUGCCUACCUCAGGCCACCGGUGGUGACCAACUUGGCCACGUUGAAGUUCCAUGCCACCUCGAUGUCCAACAACCAGCUGAUGCCGAGUAGGUGGCAAACGGCGUGUGGAUGGUGCUAUGUAGCGGCCGGGCAACUAGUGAAGCCAGCUGCCUCAUAUGAGGAAAUUCCAACAGAAGCGUCGCCAUGCGCAAAGUGCAUGAACUAUCUGCCGUAUUGGGCGGCAGUGUAG
Durusdinium trenchii is the source of this 834-nucleotide messenger RNA. The record is from the annotation of a GenBank genome assembly. NCBI's taxonomy places the organism in Eukaryota, Dinophyceae, Suessiales, Symbiodiniaceae.